Sesamum indicum (sesame) is the source of this 1257-nucleotide messenger RNA. NCBI's taxonomy places the organism in Eukaryota, Viridiplantae, Streptophyta, Magnoliopsida, Lamiales, Pedaliaceae. The record is from RefSeq and is a predicted model, not a curated record.
UUAAUGAGGCGUCCGGGGCUUCUAUUCCAGUUAGGGCUUUUUUCUUCUCCACUAGUGUGGACUUGAGGAGGUUAACAGAGCAGAAUAAGCAGAAUUUUAUUCCGCCAUCAUCUCGCAUGACUAAUUACGUGGUUUUGAGAUUUGGUGAUUUAAGACUUGAUCCUAAUGUGUCAGGUUCUAGUUUAGGUGGAAGUGACUGCUGUUACAUGGUAGUUUUUCAGUAUGGCUCGAUUGUCCUAUUCAAUGUCCGUGAUCAUGAAAUUGAUGGGUAUCUAAAAAUUGUAGAAAGGCAUGCUUCCGGAUUGCUUCCUGAGAUGAGAAAGGAUGGUAAAAGUUAUAUAGUUGUUACAAUGGAACGGAAAAAGCUCUUUCAACUGGUAGGAAAGGCAAACUCCAAUCUUGCAGAUGUAAUUCUAAAGCUGGGACUUUUUGAAAGAUCAGAUAUCGCAUGGAAGGAUGCUAAAUAUGCUCAGAUUUGGGAGUACCUCAGAGAUGAAUUUGAACUCACUCAGAGAUUCGCAAGCCUUGAUUUCAAGUUGAAGUUCGUAGAGCACAAUAUCCGUUUUCUUCAAGAGAUUCUCCAGAACAGGAAAUCUGAUUUCCUUGAAUGGCUGAUUAUAAUCCUAAUUGGUGCUGAAAUCCUUAUAUCCGUCUACGACAUCGCUCAUAAGUCAGCAAUAACAUCUUUAUAGAAGACGCCUCAUAAAUUUUUUAGGAAAUGAACUAGUUUGCAGAAACAGCUUUGACGACUUCAGGUAUAUGAACAACACAUCUUGCUUUGUAUAUACUACUCUGAACUAUAUGCUCUUAGCAACUCAUCUCAGGAAGUCCUUAUCUGUUUCAAAAUUUUUGACUGCUAUCGCUUCUCUGCCGACUUCUGCAGUAAACAUUCUUGUUUUUUGUAUUCUUUUCUGCCUGUACGGAGGAAGUCGAAUCUUCCCUCCUGGUUGAAGUUCAAGAAUCACGCAUGUUUGCUUCACUCUUUCUCGGUCUCACUUCCUUAAAUUUCGAAGGAAUAAAGAGUAUGUUUCUCCUAUGUGAUCGAUACAUUCUAUUUUCCGUUCAAAAUCCUAACACCGAGGGUGUCCAUUGCAUUUCUAGAAGGAUAUCACUGUAAUUCCAAAGGGUUGGAGAAAAAGUAGUUGAACCAUUUUCGAGGGGGCUAAGUAUAUUUUACCAAUUUUAUUGCCACUGUUUUGAGCUUCUUUUAGGUUUCUGGGGUCUCAAUUAUCAGUUCUUUCGUGGUUGAAAUAUUGG